GUACUUUAGCUUUAUAGAAGAGAAAAAUAUAUGUACAAGAGAUUACAAUUAUGCUAGUUAGGAGUCACAAGCCGGCCCUAACCGAGCCUCCACCCCACUCCCACACUCUACUCGACUACUCGGAUACUAGUUGUCCUCUAAACGCUCCUGCCAUGGCUCAUGUCCUCAAAUCAUCGAAGAUCGAGUCCACCUUAUCGCCCUAACAAAAACAUAAGAGACGGUCGUGGCGGCAACGCAGCAGAGAGGCGCCUGCGCGCGUCGCAGCAAAGGUGCCGCCGCUGUGCAGCAGCGACGACAGGAGAGGGCAGCGUGGGCGGUGUCGUCCCGUCCCGUCCCGCAAGCCAUUCCUCGCAUGUUACCCUCACGCCGUCAAUCGUCGUCACUCAUCAACUGGCCACAAAAGGGGAGCCGGCGGAGGCGAGCACGCGCACCGUGACUCGGCCGGAAUAGAAAACUCCACUCCCGAUCCCACCCCGCGGAUUCCCCGAGCCUCACUCCGCUCCGCCUCCCUUGCCCAAUUCCGCCGCUGUCUGCUCUCCAAGCCCGAAUGGCGGCGGAGGCCCGGGCCGAGGGCUCCGGGCCGCCCGCGCCCCCUCCGCUGCCCGUCCCCGAGAAGCGCCCGGCCCCGGCGGACGGCCGGGAAGAGGAGCGGCCCGGGACGAAGCGGCGCCGCGCGAGCGUCGCGGCGCUCGACGGCGUGCCCUGCGCCGCGGCCAAGGGUGGGGAUGGCGAGGCGGACGGGAACCGUGACGGCGGCUCGUCCUUCUCCUUCCAGCACGCGCGCGGCGGUUUCGUGGCGCUGGAGACGACGCCCAAGUUCGGGUCGUUCAACCCGCCGGUGGCCGCCGAGCAGGAGGCCCUCGACCCGGAAGAUUCCCCGGUUGCGAAGGAGGAGGAGGAUACGGCCACGGCCUCGGACACCGGAGCUGAGGACGGCAAAGACGGGAGCUCACAGUCAGUGGCGGCGGUGGGCGAUCAGGGCCGUCGCCAUCCGGGAAGGCAAACUGAAUCGGAACGAUGACUCCCUGGAUUUGAUUCGUUUCUUGUCCGCGACCCAGCUUAGAUUUCAAGGGCGUCAAUGUCGUUCUCUUCCUUCCUAGUAGAUCAUGUGAUAGUUUCAGUUGAAGGGAAUGUAUGUCAAAGCUUUGUUUUCUUAUGGAAUGGAAGAUUGGAAGUCAACGUUGAUUCCCUUCAAA
Triticum urartu is the source of this 1196-nucleotide messenger RNA. RefSeq lists its product as uncharacterized. Lineage: Eukaryota; Viridiplantae; Streptophyta; Magnoliopsida; Poales; Poaceae. The record is from RefSeq and is a predicted model, not a curated record.